UUCACCUACAAUUCACUUACAAUCUUACGCCGCACAGUGUGAACUGUUAUCAGUGAUCACACUGCUGUAAGCUGUUAGGCUGUUUGGUUUUCAAAGAAAUCAUUGGUCUAAACACCGAAUAAGAUUUGACAAUGACCUCGAAUCCGAUACACAGCAGGGGUCAGCUUGCGCUUUGCAUAUGGAUUUCAGGUUGCAUACUGUCUCUUGUUGGAGCAGCGUCGACAGACCCGGAGCUAAAGAAUGAAGGCGUGUCCUGCCAGUUUGCCGGGAAUUUGUGCGGCUGGACUGCUACUCCAGAAAAGACAUGGAAGAAUUCAUCGACUCCGUUAACGGCUUUUUCCGUUAGUCCAAUAGGAGAGCUGUCACUCAAUAUCCUCCCCACUCCAGGAGAAAACGAAUGGAUGAUCGCAGUAACGAAUUCUGCCACGGCUGCCGAAUUACUUUCCGAGCCCAUAUCUCUUAGCAGCCACCAUACUUUGUCGUUUGACGUUGUGCAACAGGAUAAAAACGGUUCUCUCGAGCUGCAUUUAGUGCCAGUGGAUGGAUCUCCUCCAAUUCUCAUCCACACUACCGGAUACCAGUGGACUUGGUACACAAUACCGAAUACGCUGGUUAAUCUCCAGCCUCGAGACGGCCUUUUCCGGCUAAGGUUCAGUGUGCAAGUGCAAGGUUACGGAUUGUGGGCAGGCCUAGCUAAUAUCGUCCUUAUAAAAGCAGACGAUGAAAGUCACGUGACAACUAUUUCGGUGGAUACGACAUCCGCACCACUCUUGACCUCAACCAUAGCCGCACCGGCAACGUGCGCCAUCGGCUGGGGAACAACACCGAUAACGGCCCGCUGUCGUAGAGGUGUCGUAGAGAUGGACACAACGGAUUUCCAGACCAGCGACGCUGUGGAAGCGGUAUUUGCCGGCGACAGCACCUAUCCCUGUCGCACACAUUUGCGCAAUUUGCAUUUGUGGCUACUGCGCACGGCGGGAGUCGCCACGUCGCGGUCAAGCCAGCCUCAACCAACAGUUGUGACUUGUGCAAAAGGACAAGUUGCGUUUAGUGAACGAGACCCAGAUGCUGCCGAGUCGCCGCACUUGAUCUUUCGCACUGCGUCCGUGGAUUUCAAAUGUCGCAGUUUAUUUGUUCAAUUUUUGCAGCGCAUGGCGUCCAUUAAAUAAAUUGGAGACUUGAUUGCAAUUGUAGUGAAAUUUCACGAGUUCACGGGCUUUUGUUAGGUUGGCGGUUUUGUUCAGCUGCACACUGUGCUGCAUGUUUCCAUAUUAGUUAAUGCCGCUCUUUCUCUAACUCGUAGUUUAAUGUUAACAAGGACCGGCUAGUGCAAAGGAUGUUCGCUUAUAAAAUGCUGAUUAUACUG
This is a messenger RNA of Paramacrobiotus metropolitanus, 1366 nucleotides long. RefSeq lists its product as uncharacterized. The transcript is spliced from 6 exons. Lineage: Eukaryota; Metazoa; Tardigrada; Eutardigrada; Parachela; Macrobiotidae. The coding region runs from base 132 to 1169 and encodes 345 amino acids. The record is from RefSeq and is a predicted model, not a curated record.